AUGAAGGCUCCAACUUUCUUGGCUGUCAUCCUGACCUUAAUUGCUUGCUUCUUGUUUGCUGAUGCACAUAAGCUAAAAGACCACAGAAAGUCUAGCCGUGGUUUUGAAGUUCUUACACAAAGAAAGUCUGGACUAUUAAGAGAUGUUCUGUACAAUCGAAACAACAGACAGUCUACAAAGUCUCAACUAGCUUUCAUAGUCCCUCGGGGUCCAAGAGGUCACCUUGGUGCUCACCGUUUCCAUGGUCCUCAUGCUUCCAAACCAUCCCAGCCUCUGCCUCCUCAUCACCUACAUGUCCCCAUACCCCUGCUCCCUCACCACCCCAGCCACCCUCUGUACCCAUGCCUUCUGCCUCUCAGGCCAAUACUGUGCCCUGAGAAUGGUAUCAGCCCCAAUUCUCAAGUGCCAAGAGUCACUUCUGCUCCAACACCUGCAGCUGCCACCAAGGCCGCUUCCACGGCUGCGGUCAGCAAAUCUACAGAGGUAGCUUCCAGCAUCACACCUCCCAGCACCCUCCAACCUAAUCCCACAGCUAGUGCUGCAGGGACUGCCACCACCUCACCGGCAGAGGAUGUCGCCAGCCCAGCUGCAGGGACUGCCACCACCUCACCGGCAGAGGAUGUCGCCAGCCCAGCUGCAGGGACUGCCACCACCUCACCGGCAGAGGAUGUCGCCAGCCCAGCUGCAGGGACUGCCACCACCUCACCGGCAGAGGAUGUCGCCAGCCCAGCUGCAGGGACUGCCACCACCUCACCGGCAGAGGAUGUCACCAGCCCAGCUACAGGGGCUGCCACCACCCCUGGUGCAUAG
Molecule: messenger RNA, 810 nt
Organism: Fukomys damarensis (Damara mole-rat)
Lineage: Eukaryota; Metazoa; Chordata; Mammalia; Rodentia; Bathyergidae
Product: cuticlin-2-like
Exons: 3
Coding region: 1-810 (269 amino acids)
Source: RefSeq, a predicted model, not a curated record